AUCAGAGACUCGGAGAGCCAAUUUUGACUAGUGAAGAAGAAGAAGAAUAAGAAUAAGGAGGAGAAGAGGAAGAACCGAAGAACGAAGAAGAAGGAGAAGAAUAAGAGCCAGCUGCCAUUGUUGCAGCGGCACCCACUACCCGCUACAAUUCAGAAGCACCUCUUCUCCUCUCUCUCCCGCCGAAACCCAAAAACCACUUGUAUCCCACAGUGCUGGCAACGUGUCUUGUUAACCAUAAUUAUAACCUCUCCACAAAAAUAUAUAUACGCCAUCCUCAUCAAAACCCCCCGCACACCUCUUCGACCUGGCACGUGGCGCCAAUCUGCAGGAACGCCUGUCACCGACGCUCGAGAUCUCUUCUGUUUCUCAGUAUAAAAGAAACGGCAGCAACCGAAGCUCAAACCAAGCCAAACAUGCAUGUGAGUUGAGACUAUCGAUAUCGAUCACUAAAACAAAAAAAGUGGAAGACGAUACAGAAGAGAAGGUACCUAUGGAGAGCUUGAAUCCACAGAACAUCGAUCCUCCAACCUUCGAUGAGUGCUUCACGAACAAGAGGCAGCGGAGCAUUGACGGUAGUGCGAUUUCAAAGUUACGUGAAACCGGGGGGUCCUCCUCCGGUCAAUGGUCGUCGGAGGGGACGGACAUCACCACCGACAGUAUCAUGUCUCAAGAGGAAGAGGAUAAGAAUGCGAGUAGUGAAAGCUCCCCAUGCGGAUCCUACGGCUCGAUAUCGGUGAUCGGCCGGAGGAGAGCCAUGAAGGACGCCAUGGCCCUCACCAAGCUCGACGGCUACAACUUCUUCGCCGUCUACGACGGCCACGGCGGCUCAUCAGUCUCCAACGCCUGCCGUGACCGACUGCACCUGCUCGUCGCUCAGGAGGUGGAGCCCUUGAUAAGCGGCGGCGCCGGAGGGCUCAACUGGGAGAAGGUCCUGGCCUCCUGCUUCACAAAGAUGGAUAACGAGGUCGGCGCCGCCGGCCCCGAAAUAGAGGGUUGGGUGAACACGGUGGGAAGCAGCGCUGUUGUUGCAGUCGUGGGUAAGGAGGAAAUCGUGGUGGCCAACUCCGGCGACUCACGUGCCGUUCUGUGCCGCGACGGCGUUGCUGUACCUCUGUCACGUGACCACAAGCCAGACCGUCCGGACGAAAAGCAAAGAGUGGAGGCGGCGGGAGGGAGAGUGAUAGACUGGAAAGGCAGCCGUGUCCUGGGAGUGCUAUCUACGUCACGCUCGAUCGGAGACCAUUACCUGAAGCCGUACGUGAUAGCGGAGCCGGAGGUGACCGUCAGUAAGAGGACGGAGUCGUGCGACUUUCUGUUGAUAGCGAGCGACGGACUCUGGGAUGUUGUUUCCAACGAGUGUGCGUGUCAGUUUGUUACGAGGUUUUUGGGGGAUGUACAAAUUAAGAGGAGGUUCUCGGAGUGGGUGAGCGGAGGUCAGGCAGCAAAUGCGGCUGCCUUGCUGGCGCAACUGGCUCUGGCUCGAGGGAGCAAAGAUAAUAUCACCGUCAUAGUGGUUAAGCUCAACAAUUCCUCGAGACAAUGAACUCACUGCUGUACGGGUUCAGCUGGUAUACAUGACAUAUAUCUACCCGAUUUGUAUGACAUACAUACAUCAAGCCGUCGUGAGUUGUCCUAUCGUUUAGCAAUUCAAAAUUUAAAUCAGACGGUUCACGACUUGAUAUACUAUACAUAUAUAUGUAUAAUAGAAAAGUCCACUAUAAUAGAGAAAAGUCCACUGAUCUACUGCUAUAUGUUUCUACAGUUCUAGUAUUGUUCUGUUUUUGCUUUUAUAUAUUUGUUAGUUUUUCUUUUCAUUAUGUUUUCAUUCUCAUCCUUCUUUCUUUUGAUCAGGUUUUCUUUCUCAUCUUGUAUAAGUCGUUUAUACAACCUUUGUAGCACUACAUUUUACAGAAAACUUAUAAAAAUAUCAUGUUUAUUACUUUUGG
This is a messenger RNA of Fragaria vesca subsp. vesca, 1946 nucleotides long. Its product is annotated as probable protein phosphatase 2C 8-like. Gene Ontology annotation, biological process: protein dephosphorylation. Gene Ontology annotation, molecular function: protein serine/threonine phosphatase activity; cation binding. The record is from RefSeq and is a predicted model, not a curated record. Gene Ontology annotation, cellular component: nucleus; cytosol. The coding region runs from base 491 to 1543 and encodes 350 amino acids. The transcript has a single exon. NCBI's taxonomy places the organism in Eukaryota, Viridiplantae, Streptophyta, Magnoliopsida, Rosales, Rosaceae.